GUCUCUGACGCUGGGACAGGUUCGCUUAGGCGAGCAGCGCUGAGGCUGUGGUCUUGCAGUCGCUAUGAGCUGCACCAUCGAGAAGAUCCUGACCGACGCCAAGACGCUGCUGGAGAGGCUGCGGGAGCACGAUGCGGCCGCGGAGUCGCUGGUGGAUCAGUCGGCGGCGCUGCACCGGCGGGUGGCCGCUAUGCGGGAGGCGGGGACGGCGCUUCCGGACCAGUAUCAAGAGGAUGCAUCCGACAUAAAGGACAUGUCCAAAUACAAACCUCACAUUCUGCUGUCCCAAGAGAACACGCAGAUUAGAGACUUGCAGCAGGAAAACAGAGAACUGUGGGUUUCCUUGGAGGAACACCAGGAUGCUUUGGAACUCAUCAUGAGCAAAUACCGGAAGCAGAUGCUACAAUUAAUGGUUGCUAAAAAAGCAGUGGAUGCUGAACCAGUCCUGAAAGCUCACCAGACUCACUCGGCAGAAAUUGAGAGUCAGAUUGACAGAAUCUGUGAAAUGGGAGAAGUAAUGAGGAAAGCAGUUCAGGUGGAUGAUGACCAAUUUUGUAAGAUUCAGGAAAAACUAGCCCAAUUAGAGCUUGAAAAUAAGGAACUUCGGGAAUUACUGUCCAUCAGCAGUGAGUCACUUCAGGUCAGAAAGGAAAACUCAAUGGACACUGCUUCCCCAGCCAUCAAAUAACUUCAGCUUCUGAACGACAGCUGGAGAUGGUUUAUCAAGGAAGGAAGUUACUAUCUUUCUACUUGAGUAUUGUCCUUUCAGUGUCUUGCCUCGGACUUGAUUUAAUAAUGUUGAUUAAAGGAAUCGGAUGACAGUUUAGAAUUGGCAGCCAAAAUUGGCUGUCCACAUAACAGUUUUGGGGUGUGUUCGUGAAAAUCCUCACUGAAUUUCACCAUUCCUUUCUCUAAGAGACUACUUUUAAUUUUCAUAUCUGGGACCUUGAUUUAUAUAAACUAUGUUUUUGGUUCAUUUUUGUUUUUUUCACAUCUCUGAAACUUUGAGCAUUGUAUCAAAAGGCAGCGAUUUUAUUUUAUAUAGGAUUAUAAAUGGCAAUUAUGAAAAAAGUUAAAAAGAGAUGAGCUUUUUAAAUCUAUUUGGCAUAAAUCUGGAUUAUUUCCCAUUUGAGAAAAAUACAAUAAUUCCACAGAACUAGAUUGGCAAAUUCUCUGAUUUGUAAUGUCAUUCACAUUCUAUGAAGUUUUAAGUCUCUCUGGUGCUAAGAGUUGGCACUUCAUGGCCUUGUGUCUUCACUCUUAAUUUGAGAGAACCUACUGCUAGUCUCCAGGAAACAUACUUGAAAAUAAGUCAGCUUUUUUUCCAGUAGUAAUAUAGUCAUUGUGUGUUCAAAGAAUGCUGAGAAGUUUGUCCUGUGCACGUGGACACACAUAUGCACACUUAGCUCAAAUGCUAAAAGUAGCUUUCAGUUAUUCCAUUAGAUAUUAGUAAUCAAUUUUUCAUUUUUUUCCUCCUACAGUAGUUUACCUGGUGCCCUGGUCGGCAAACCGUGGCUUGCAAGCCACAUGUGGCUCUUUGGCCCCUUGAGUGUGGCUCUGCCACAAAAUACCACGUGUGGGCACGCACGUACAGUGCGAUUGAAACUUCAUGGUCCAUGUGCAGAAGUCGGUAUUUUGUGGAAGAGCCACACUCAAGAGGCCAAAGAGCCACAUGAGCCUGGCGAGCGACGGUUUGCUGAGCCGCAGCUUGCCGACCACUGACCUAGUGUGAAGAGCAUAUAAUAGGUUUAUUCACAUCAUAGUUCUUAGGUACUACAUUCUACUGUUUAUAUAUAACUUAUCUUUUAAGAACCAUCACUUACUUGGAUAUCUUUCAUUAUUAGUACCAAUAGUUGACUUCUUUUUAGAUCCAUUUCCACAAGGAAACAGUUUCACCACCUAACAAGAGUCAUUACAUUCACAUGUCUUUUAGACAACCAAGCAAUGUUGAGAUUCAAAUGCUGAGUAGUCAACUAGGCUCAUUCAUCAAUUCAUUCCUCCAUCUCAGUUUACUCACAUUACUUCAUGUUAUACUAUCAAUUUAGGUUUAUCCCCAAAUAACUGAAAUAAAUGCUAAACCUGUCAAUAUUUCCUAAUAACAUUAAGCAUCAUAGUGCAUCGGAAAGGCACAGUAUUAAAAAAUGUUUUAUGUUAA
This is a messenger RNA of Myotis daubentonii (Daubenton's bat), 2155 nucleotides long. RefSeq names its product suppressor of IKBKE 1 (gene SIKE1). Lineage: Eukaryota; Metazoa; Chordata; Mammalia; Chiroptera; Vespertilionidae. The record is from RefSeq and is a predicted model, not a curated record.